ACCAAAAAAAAUUCUGUUUACAAUUCUUGUGCACAUGGUUUUGUUGAAUUAUUUAUCAAAUAUUUCAUAGAAAUCGAAUUGAAUUUUCUUAAAAUAUAAGAAUUGACUCGUAAAAUUGUAAUUAAUUUUCUUUUUUUUUGAGUUUUUUUCCAUACAAUAUUCAUAUUUAUGUCGAAAAACGUUGAAAUAAUAAUUGGCACUUAUGAAGAAUUCCUUCUGGGCUACAAAGUGGAUUACAAAAAUGGCGAAAAAAUUCUUGCACAAUCGUUUGCAGACAAAUCGCAUACAAGUUCGAUUAAAUGUUUGGGAGUGCAUGGGAAAUUCAUUGCAACAGGCGGGACCGAUGACCGUAUAUUUAUUUACGACAUGAAAACUCGAAAGCAAUCACAGAUUCUACUUAACCAUGAAGGUACUGUUAACGCCAUUGAUUUUACUUCAGACGACACUCACAUACUAUCAGCCGGCGAUGAUGGUCGUAUGGUAGCUGUACGUCUCAAUACCUGGCAGGUUGGAGCAAAUUGGAAAAAAGCUCACAGUGGCUCACCAGUUACCCAUAUAAGUUGUCAUCCCAGUGGAAAAUUGGCACUUUCACUUGGCUCUGAUCUUGUUUUACGCACAUGGAAUCUGGUGAAAGGUCGUGUUGCUUAUAAAACCAAUCUAAAGAAUAGAACAUCAUUGGGCGGUUCCCCAGAUUGCUUAUCUUGGUCACCCACUGGUGACUAUUUUAGUAUCACAGGACAGAGAGUUCUAGAAAUUUGGUGCAUUAAGAAAGCAGAUGUUUUCAAAACAGAGAAAACCAAAUCGAAACCGGUGUGCGUCAGUUGGGCGUCUGAUAAUGUUCUUUUAGUUGGAUUUGAAGAUGGCUCGAUUCUGUUUGUUUCUGUGAACGAAGAAGAAGAGACUGUGACGAUAAAUGCACACAAGUCUAGAGUAAAGGCGAUGUGUAUUAAGGACGAUAUUCUUGUGUCUGCUUCCAGUUCUGGAGACAUAAAAAUGUGGACUUUAGAUGCACCAAAUCGAACUCUAGAAGAGUUUGCUUCUACAAACAUUGGAUGUCGACCAACGUGUAUUGGUAUUUUAGAUUUGGAUCAGUUUGGCAGUGAUUAUGGAACAAAGAGUGUAGUUCUUGGAAAAGAUGCAAUUGUACCGGUUAAAGAAAAAUCAUUUGUACCACAAGCACGAGGUGUAGUUACUAUUGAAUACGAUGAUGAAGAUGAGAAAAAUGACAAAGAUGAAGAAAACGACGAAGAUGAUGAAAAUGACGAAGGUGAAGAAAAUGACAAAGAUGAAGAAAAUGACGAAGAUGAUGAAGAAGAAGAGGAGGAAGACGCGCAGAGUAGUGAUGAGGAACCAGAAAUCCCAAGUCCGAAAACAGCAAAAAAAAGGAAACAUAAAAAUGAAAAACAAAAUAAUAACAAACAAACAAAAUUAAAUCAAGAUGGAAAUAAAAAGAAGUUAAAGAAAAAUGCUUCAGGUAAUGCCCAUAAACCCGGAGCCUUUGUACUACAAAGAAAGAAGUAGUAGUUUCGUUUUAAAUCCAAUAAAGUUUAAUUUCCUUAAAUA
Messenger RNA from Episyrphus balteatus (marmalade hoverfly), 1563 nucleotides. Its product is annotated as p21-activated protein kinase-interacting protein 1-like. The transcript is spliced from 4 exons. Gene Ontology annotation, molecular function: protein binding. The record is from RefSeq and is a predicted model, not a curated record. Bases 169 to 1521 code for a protein of 450 amino acids. NCBI's taxonomy places the organism in Eukaryota, Metazoa, Arthropoda, Insecta, Diptera, Syrphidae.